Ostertagia ostertagi is the source of this 480-nucleotide messenger RNA. The record is from the annotation of a GenBank genome assembly. Lineage: Eukaryota; Metazoa; Nematoda; Chromadorea; Rhabditida; Trichostrongylidae.
UGGAUGAGGACGAAGACUUUCAAGUGUCGUCGGUGUUGCAACCUCAUACUCAGGAUGUAAAGUUCAUCACCUGGCAUCCAUCAGAAGAGUUGUUGGUCUCCUGUAGUUACGACUACUCGAUAGUGUUUUACAAGUUCGACGGAGAGGACUGGAUAACUCAACAGAAAAUUCCUGAGGCCCACAAAGGGACGGUGUGGUGCGCUGCGUUUGACUCCGAAGGGCAUCGUUUGGUAACAGUUGGAGAAGAUCACAUUGUACAGGAUACACGAUUACCUCUAUAUUCAGUUUCUUGGCAUGCAGUGACUGGUCUUAUCGCUACCGGUGGAGGCGAUGGAAUGAUCCGGAUAUUCCGAGUCGAUGGCAAGGAAAAUGAAGAACGUUUGGAACAGAUCAGUGCUUAUGACACUGACGCAAACGAGUACAGUAGUCCUGCCACCCGCGAGUUGCAAGAAAGCUACAGCUAUCGAUCAGACGAACCCU